Pocillopora meandrina is the source of this 6634-nucleotide messenger RNA. The record is from the annotation of a GenBank genome assembly. Lineage: Eukaryota; Metazoa; Cnidaria; Anthozoa; Scleractinia; Pocilloporidae.
AUGAAAGCUCUAAUACUCGUAGGAGGAUAUGGUACAAGACUUCGACCGCUAACGUUGUCAAAACCCAAGCCAUUAGUCGAGUUUUGUAACAAACCAAUGGUAAUGCAUCAAGUUGAAGCCUUAGCUGAGGUGAGUUGGCUAGAUCACGGGAUUUUAAGUGAGUAGCUUAAAUUACCGUCGAAUAUUUCGUUCCACGCUGAUUUUUCAAGGAUGAGAUGCGCAACGAAUAAAAUUAUUCAUCAUAAAUGACACUGAUCUCUUAUUUGAUCGAGUGUUGGGGAAUUUUUCUCAAGUAUAAUUUUGCUUUGAAUAUGGGCCCCUUAGAAUAUUUUUGGAGGGAAUAAUACUUCUCGAGCUAUCGUACUUAUUUUGUGUUCCUUCUUUUCAAUUGAAAGUCGUUAGAAUAUUAUUUGAUUGAAGAGAAAUCACUUCAAGAACCAAAUUCAGGUUAAAUUCCUUAUUCAUUGACAUCAAAAACAAUAGAUACUUUGUUAAAACAUUGUAUCCCUAAAUAAAUCUCUUAUUGGGAUUCUCAGAGAAACAUGCAUUCUGAUUGUGCACUCACUUUCUCUCUGAUUUCUUUCUCAUCUUUGAACUGAAAAUCCUGUGCAAUUUUGUCAUUUAGGUCAACAGUGUAUUCUCAGUUAUAAAAACUGAACAUAUUUACUCUUGAUGAAUAUCAUGUCACUUCUUGUCAUAAUUUUAAUAUAUCGUCCUUCAAACUGGCUCUAUCAGAGAAUUGAACUUCUCCCUAUUAUAUUUAUACAUUAUCCUGCAAACAGGUAUUGAGAAAACUCCAACUUAUCAUGCAAAAGUUGUUAUCUUGAUCUGACACUAAAUUCUCAUAACUGAUUUAUGAAGAAAUGUGUUACAGCUAGAGGGGAGAAUUGAUGAUCAGAUCUUGGGAGUUAAAGGGUUUAAGAGAGGUUUAGACAGUAAUGUCCCUCUGAAGGUUUCAAACAGCUUGUCUGUUUGAAACAAACCUGCUUAUUUCACUACACCAUGCUAAACAAAUUGAAAGCUUUGUGAUAUAUUUACUUCUCAGAGCUGCAUCUUACAUGUAGAUUUGGAGACAGAAGUCCUAUUAUAUACAGCAAAUAUUAUAACCAGGCAUGCAGUCAUGGUGGUCUAACCCAGUUUAAGAUCUCAAAAAACCAACCCCAAUUAAAACUUGCAUUACAGUGAGUUACUCUGUUUUAGAUGCAAGACCCUGGAAACAAUACCUAGUUUGUUCGCCAGAUUUGUAAAGGCCAAAAAGAAGGAGUUUCUUGGCCCCUACAUGAUAUGGACUUAUUGACUGAUUGGAAGGGCUGGAAAGAAAAAUAUUUGGCCAUUAAUCAUUGACCAAGAGCCAAACAUUUUCCAGUCCAGCCCGACUUAACUUAAAAGUAUUGUCUCAUAUCAUAAAUGAAAUCCCCUCUUUGCCUUUUUUUUCUGUUUUGCAACUCACCACCACAUACAUGGGAUAUAGCACUUUUUAUGAUUUUGCUAUUGCUGUCAAAUUGGCUCUAAUGCAGUUUUUUUUUAAUGUUUCUCAAUUAAAGCUUCUGUAUUUUCUUCCUUUUUUUUCUUUUUUACAGCUAGGAAUUACAAUCACAAUUUCACAAGAAAAAGAGCCUUUAGGAACUGGUAAGAUUAACCUGAUAGUGUCCACCAUAUAACAGCUUUCCUUAGUUGUGUACCUACAAAAAAAAUGUUUGCUGAUAUUUUUAAAAUUAGUAGAAAAACAAAAACUGUGACAAAUUAACCACCAAAAACAAAACAAAAGAACUAGUAAACAAAAAACAAAACAAGAAAAAAAUGAAAAAGGGGAAAAAAGGCAGAAAAAAACAAAAAACAAAAAAGAAAAGGCUAGAAAAAAAGGAAAAGAAAAGAAAAACAGAGAAAAAAAUGAAAAGAUAUAGAAAGAAAAAAGAAGAACAGAAAAACAAAGAACCAGUUAACUAAAUGUGCUGUUAAUAUUUUGUGGUCAAACAUCUCUGAGGGUCACUGUAGAGAACUGUUUAUUAAUUUUUUAACUCCCAUGAGUCACAGAUUCAAGACAGAAUUUUUCCUUAUGAUAUCAAUGCAAUAUCAAGCAAACAUGUGAUUAGAAUAAAGAAAAAUAUCUAUUGGUUGAUCCAAUACCAAAUUCCUAACACUAAUUUUGAAAGAAUUGUAUGGCAUACAGUAACAAGAAUUAAUAUUGACAUUGUGGGACUGGAAGGCUUUACAAUCGCUGGUAUCACCUCUGUGAAAUUUCUCUGAAAAUGAAAAUGCAACAAUUUGCAGAAAAUUAAUCAGAAUUUUUUCUUUCAGCUGGUCCCUUGGCUCUAGCUAGAGAUCACCUUACAGUUGACGAGGAGCCUUUCUUUGUGUUAAACAGUGAUGUUGUGUGUGACUUCCCUUUUAAACAAAUGUUAAAAUUCCACCGAGAUCAUGGAAAAGAGGGCACAAUAGUGGUAAGUUCUGAUAUCUGUUUGAAUUUGAACUGUCAGUUUUUUCAUCACAGAAAAGUUAUACUUUGAUUUAAAAGAGAAAAAGAAAUUGUAAGAAAAUUAUUUGUACACACUUGUUGGUGGACUUUUUUGUUGUGUAUUGGUAAGAAAAUUGACCCUUUAACUCCCAUGAGUGACCAAGACUUUUCUCUGUACAAUAUCAAUACAAUGUCAAGCAGAAAAGUGAUGAGAAAAACUUAAAUUAUCAUCCCAAUAGGGACCUUCACUCAGGGAUAAACACUAGUAUAACGGGGUAAUUUAAUAUUAUCAACUGUGUUGAUAGCAUUAAUUGGCCACCAUAAAGAGUUUAAAAGCUGAUGUUUCAAGUGUUAGCCUUUAGUCAUUUGCUCAGAGGAAGGCCUAACUCUUGAAACAUCAGCUUUUUAAAAAAACUCUUUACAGUGGCCAAUUUAAAUUCCCCCACCAACCCAGUGCCACGGUUUCUUUAGAAACUUGCCUCUUUGAUAAAUACCCGUGGUCUUGGGCCACUUGCCUUAUGACUUACCGGUAUUACACUUCAUUUCGCUUUUUUUUUUUUCCCAGAACAUUUCCCCAUUUUUGUUCAGUAUGUGAAUCUUUUAGAGUCUUCAUAUUAAUUCAGUGUAUUAAAGAAUGCCAAAAUUCACUAUGUAUUGGGCAGUUGGAUUAAUUUUAUCUUUCACAAAAACAGGUCACUAAAGUUGAAGAACCUUCCAAAUAUGGUGUGGUUGUUUAUGACGCCAAAACAGGAAGGAUUGACAAGUUUGUGGAAAAGCCACAAGUUUAUGUGUCAAACAAAAUAAAUGCUGGCUUGUACAUAUUUAACCCAAAGAUGUUAUCAAGAAUUGAGGUGAGAUAAUGUGUCUAUAACGCAAACAGAUAUGUCUGAUAUUUCAUCGAAGGGUGGACAGGUGACUGUUAACCCUUUAACUCCCAUGAGUGACCAAAACAGAAUUUCUCCUUACAAUGUCAAUACAAUAUCAACCAGAUUAGUGAUGAGAAUAAAGAAAAAUAUUAAUUUGGGGAUAAUUAGUUGAUCCAAUACUAAAUUCUCUGAACGAACAUUAUAAGAAUUGUAUGGUUGACAGUAAGGAGAAUUACAAAUUUGAUCGGGGAGUGAGAAUAAAGGAAAAUGAUCACCAACUAUAGAAGGUUUUGGUUAUUAAACAAAUUCUCCUGGUCAACACCAUAGGGAUUUAUAGGGAGCAGUAUGGAGAAUAUGCAUACUGAUGUUAGGAUGUAGAGGGUUAAAGCAAAAAAUUAUUUCAGAGGUAGAAAUAUAAAAUAACUUUCAUUCAGAAAGUUGGCUGAUGAUUCAACGAAUCGUAGAAUAUUGUUAAAAAAAAAUCAAAGCACAUCUUCAAUAGGCUUGCAUAGUGCUAAAAUUUGACGCAAGACAUGGUUACUGCUAAUGACAAAGACUGAUGGAAGCAUGUGCUGUGUAUCUGAUUACAUCAGGAAAAUCGCAUUUAACCCUAUAAGUCCCAGAUCAAAUGUGGAAUUCUCCUUGCUGUCAACUAUACAACCCCUAUGAUGGUAGUUCAAAGAAUUUAGUAUUUGAUCAACUAAUUAUGCCCAAAUUGAUAUUUUUCUUUAUUCUCAACACUUAUCUGGUUGAUAUUGUAUUGAUAUUGUUAGGGGAAAUUCUGCUUUGGUCAUUCAUGGGAGUUAGAGGGUUAAAGGCAUGUGAUACAGCAGUUUUUGAAAGAGCGUUGAAAAACCAAAGCCACUUGGCAUUCCCAACAACCACUCAUAACCUAAGUUUAUAAUUAUGGUUACGAGUCAAUGAGAACUCAGACUGCUUGAAACGCAGGAAAAUGCAAUUGACCAAGAUUGGUCGAGAAUUUUGUGCGAGUUUUCUGGACUAAUCACAGAGAAAAAGUUGAGUUUGGUCAAUGUAAUCCUGGAUUGGUUUGGAUACUCUCUUAAAAACUGAUCUAUUAAAAACUUUGUCAGAAUGACAAAACAGGAAUGACAUUUAUUUAGCAUUUUCCACGUAAUCAAUUGGAUGAAUUAAAUGUGGUCUUGAUUUAUUUCCUUUACUCCAUGUAGCUCAGACCAACGUCAAUUGAGAAAGAGAUAUUUCCAAAAAUGGCGCAGGAGGAUGAACUAUUUGCAUUCGACCUUCCAGGUACUUUCAGUGAGCUAUUUUCAAAUGUUGUAAUGAUUGAGUUACAGUCCUUUCUUCCUGUUAACCACUCCAUUAUUCAUGAUCUGCCAGAAAAUAUUUUUUUAAAAUGACAUCUUCAUAAAAUUUCAUCCCUUUCCCCCCCACACCGUCGUCCUCUCGCUCCAUCUCCCCCACCUCUUCCCCCCUUCUCCUUCGUCUAACCCCCCUCCUUCUGUCUUAAAUUCUGAGUAACAUUUUCGUCUUGACAGGUUUUUGGAUGGAUGUAGGUCAACCUAAAGAUUUCCUGAUUGGAAUGGGAUUGUUCCUCCACUUCUUGCGAGAAAAACACCCAAACCGUCUGCAUGAAGGACCAGGAAUUAUUGGUAAUGUCUUAGUGGUGAGUUAUCUUGUGAUGUUUCCAUCCUCUUCUGAUUACUUUUGAAGCCGUUAUUCUCUAUAUUAACCCUUUAACUCCCAAGAUCUGAUUGUUAAUUCUCCCCUCUAGCUGCUCCACAUUUCCUUGUAAAUUAGUUUUGAGAGUUGGCGUUAAAUCAGGAAAAAAAUUCUACCUGAUACGUUUGAGUUCUCUCAUCGCCUGUUUAUUAAAUAUUGUAGGGAGAAGUUUCAUGUUAAACACUUCUGGGAGGUAGCGCGUUUAAGAGUCUUGUUCUUUGAUUUCUCUGUUUGGUUCAGGAUCCCACUGCUAAAAUAGGAGACGGCUGCCGAAUAGGACCAAAUGUAGUCAUUGGACCAGGGGCUGUCAUUCAGGAUGGUAGGAAAUUUUUCAUACAGUAAUAGGCAAAUUUUUGCACACAAGCAGUCGCACCGUGCGACAUUCUCGGAGAAAGGAGUUGAAAAGUAUCGCGUGACACCACAUGACUGCGUGAUAAAACUGCAUGGCUGCAGGGGCCAGUGAUUCUCUUUUAGAUUUGGGUAGUUUGACUUUUAAGCCAGGUUCAUGAGAAUAACUUCAAGAUGUACUGGAAUUUUACGGUACAACGAUAUCAAAAAUAAUGACAGAGACGAUAAAAACUUAUCAAAAUUGAAACGACACGAAUGACUUGAUUUUUCAAGGGUUAUACAAAUUUCAUGUGCCCUAACUGUGCUACUUUCAAUCGGUAAACUUCGUCAACCGCCAUAGGCAAUUGCACUUCUUUUACGUAAAGCUUCACUUACCCCUAACCUAACUAAAUAUCUCGUUUAACUUCAUGUCAGGAGCGUGUCUUUCACGUUGCACUAUUCUCCAAGAAGCUGUCAUUAGAUCACACUCAUGGAUUCACUCCGCCAUUAUCGGCUGGAAAUCAGUUGUAGGACAAUGGGUAGGUUUUAAAUGAUAUGUUGACACAUUUGCUGAUCAGGAAACGAACUUUAAAAGAAAACUGGUGUUGGGGAGGUAAAAAGCUGUAGAAAUCUUUGUCUGACUGGCGAAAGUAAUCCAGAAUUACAUUAGCGUUGAUUUAUAUCGCCCUACGAUUCGUCCAUUGCAAACCAAUCAGGGCAAACAAAAACCAAAAAAACAAAGCUGACUCCGGUUACCACGUUUUCUACUUCAGUGGUUUGCCUGUUUUCCAAUCUUCCUCUCAUUGUGCUUGAUUUUUCUUCUGUUUUGAUUGGUCGUUAUGGUUUUUUCGGUUCUGUCUUGACUAUAGUGCCCUGAAAAGGUUACCGUUCGCCCAACCCCUAAAUCAGUAUGCAUAUUCUCCAUCUGUUCUAUACAUUUCUAAGGCGCUGUAGGGAUAAUUUGUUGAAUCAAUAGCUUUUUCAGUGGUGAUCGUUUUCUUCAUUCUCAUUGACGUAAUGUGUGAUUUCGAGGAUGAUAUCGUAAAGAGAAUUAGAUGUCUCCUCUUCAAAAAUUAUCACACUCUGCCAGCCUUUCAGGAAUGAUAGUAGUCAAGUUAUAUUUUUUUCUAUUAUGAGUUUGCAUGUGAUGACCUUCUCACUUAUGUCUUGUUGUGAGUUCGUAUGGAAGGGUAUCAGUACUUGGAAGACAAUUAUAGUUAAAGACGAGGUGUAUAUAUCAAUGGCGGACAGAUUACUACAAAUCAUCUCAGACUCUCACAGACCUUAA